AUGGGUGGGGUCUUGGAAAAUUCGACGGAUCCAGUCGAAUGGUCCGCCAAAACAGAUGUCGAAGCACUGCCUGUGAAGCCCGUUGUCACAGAGAAGGAUCACAAUCCUGAUCUGGUCGAUUGGGAUGGUCCUGAUGAUCCUGAAAAUCCAUUUAAUUGGCCUUCUUAUAAGAAAUGGCGACAGUUAAUUUUUAUGGCCAUUAACACAUUCCUGACCCCUCUCGCCUCUUCAAUGUUCACACCAGGUGUAGCAGAUAUUCAGAAACAAUUCGGCUCCGACAGUACAAUGAUGGCCUCAUUCCUUGUUUCAAUCUACGUCCUAGGUUAUGUCGUCGGUCCGUUCUUGAUUGCGCCGCUAUCGGAAUUGUAUGGGCGCAUUCCGCUCUAUCACACUUGCAAUGUCUUGCUGUUGAUUUUCACUAUUGCAUGUGCCGUCGCGCAGAGCUUGCCCCAACUCCUGGUCUUCCGGCUGCUGGCUGGGAUUGCGGGUGUCUGUCCGCUGACAAUCGGCUCGGGCACAGUGGCUGAUAUGGUGUACAAAGAGAAACGUGCCGGUGUCAUGGCCAUUUGGGCCAUGGGCCCGUAUAUGGGACCGGUCAUUGGUCCUGUGGCAGGUGGUUUCUUGGUGGAGGCUGAAGGGUGGAGAUGGGUGUUUUGGGUUCUUGCUAUUACGAUUGGCGUUAUUCUCAUCGGUACAGUAUUCUGCUAUAGAGAAUCUUAUGCGCCGGUGUUACUGCGACGGAAAGCAGCACGACUGCGCAAAGAAACUGGCAACCCUAAUCUACGCUCUAUUUUUGAUGAUGGGGCUAGACCCCCUCGUCAAAUCUUCUUCUCGGCUCUUUCUCGUCCGAUCAAACUGCUAUUCACCUCGCCUAUCGUCUUUAUGAUGGCUCUCUUCGCCGCUAUCACCUAUGGAUACCUCUACCUGAUGUUCACCACUAUGACCUCCAUCUUUGAAGAUCAAUACGGUUUCAAUCAGGGUCUCGCAGGCCUAGCCUACCUGGGCUUUGGAGUCGGCUGUUCCCUGGGGCUACUCAUCGUUGGACGAACAGUCAACAAAAUCGCAGCCAAGCACUCAGCUGAAGGCCGUUUCUCGCCAGAAUCUCGUCUCCCACCAAUGUUAUACGGGUCCUGGGCUAUUCCGGUCGGAUUAUUCUGGUAUGGAUGGUCUGCACAAGAGAAGGUUCACUGGAUCAUGCCAAUUAUCGGCACUGGCAUUUUCGGGUUCGGCCUUGUGGCUGUUUUUGCUACUGUCAGUGCCUACCUGGUCGAUUCAUAUGUUCGGUACGCUGCAUCCGUGACCGCUGCGAAUGUUUUCCUGCGCUCGCUUUUCGGUGCCGUCUUGCCGCUGGCUGGUCCAUCAAUGUAUGAUGCGCUUGGAUUGGGAUGGGGCAACUCGCUGCUGGCGUUUAUUGCGCUUGCCAUGUGCUUUGUCCCAUUCCUAUUUGCUAAGUAUGGCGCGAUGAUUCGAACUCACCCACGAUUCCAGGUGGAGCUUCGUUAA
This is a messenger RNA of Penicillium longicatenatum, 1503 nucleotides long. RefSeq names its product MFS transporter. Gene Ontology annotation, molecular function: transmembrane transporter activity. NCBI's taxonomy places the organism in Eukaryota, Fungi, Ascomycota, Eurotiomycetes, Eurotiales, Aspergillaceae. The record is from RefSeq and is a predicted model, not a curated record. The transcript is spliced from 3 exons. Gene Ontology annotation, biological process: transmembrane transport. The coding region runs from base 1 to 1503 and encodes 500 amino acids.